Messenger RNA from Xyrichtys novacula (pearly razorfish), 9464 nucleotides. Lineage: Eukaryota; Metazoa; Chordata; Actinopteri; Labriformes; Labridae. The record is from the annotation of a GenBank genome assembly.
CACCAACGAGGACGAAGUGUCUGAAACAAGCCACACAGAGAGAGAAGAGAGGGAGAGAUAAAGAGAGGAUUGUAACCCACAUUGGCGGCGGUCAACAGUUUGGCUAACUUCAGCAGGAAGAAUGAACUCUUAUCUCAGUGCAACGUUAGCAACACAGUUAUAUCAUGUAAAGGAGGGUCAACGACCAACAUGAUUAAACGCCUCAGGAUUCAUGGAGGAGAAAUACCUGAGUGCCCGACUUUGGCGCGCUUUGCCGGUCUUCCAGAAUCAGAUAAGUGAAACAAUAAACCUGUCUUCUGCUAACAUUGAAGCAGCAAACAAAUUGUACUGUGUACGGUGGGUCAACUUAAAUAUCCAAUAAUGUUAGCCCUCAUACUUUUUCAUAGACAAACGACCUGACAACAAAAGUUGAUAUUUAUAUACUGGUUUAAAAUGGCCCUGUGAGAAAUCCAUAGUAAAGUUCUUAUAAAGUUAAUAUAAUAAAAAAAUUCAUGGAGAAGUUCAUAAAUGUCAUCCAAAAAGAAGAACUCUGGUUGGAUGGAAGGAAAUAGAAAAUGGCACAACUAAAGGAGUACAAAUAAGAGCCUGAACUAGCAGAUAAAAAUCUGCCUCAAAACUCAUGGUCUCAGGUGCCUUUAUGUCGGAUAUUCUUCUGACUGUGUGGCAGGAUGUCAUGAAAAUCUAUGGACAAGAAAAUCAAUCUAAGCUCCAGGGAUGGUGUGCCUGUGACUCAGAUUUGGUUCCAAAUAUAAGUGACAAUAGGUUUAAAGAAAUGGGUCUCAAUGGGUUUAACCAACUAUAAUUCAUUUGUCCACAAGGGGGCAUAACAUAGUUUUGAAGCUCUACAGAGUAAAUACAAAUUGGAGAAAGAUGACUCCUAUAGAUAUUUGGAGGUCUGACACUUCUUUAACCAAAACUUAGGAGGUCUUAGAGCAAUUUAAAUUAGAGUUUCUACAGGCAUUUCUGUUUUAAUUGAAAUCCCAAUCUUGUGAUACGAUCAUUUCAAAACAGUAUAUUGCCAUCCAAAAAUCUAAACAUGAUAACACUGAACACAUAAGGAAGACGUGGGAAAGAGAAAAACAAUCUUGAUUCCUUCAGCAAACUGGGAAAACAGUGUGCCAGUUACAGUUUCAAGUUUUACCAAAUGUGGACUAAAAGGACUGAAUAUGCUAAACAUGCAUGACCCGAUUUUGUGUACAUUUGUAUGUAAUUUCUGAAAAAUCCGAUUAAAUCGGCCAAUUUUUGCCCGUUUGAGACUAAUUGGUAAUCGGCCAAAUCUCUCUGAUUGUCGCCGAUAUUUUCAGAAAUAAUACGUGGAGAAUAGGAUUCGUUUUCACUUCGAAAAUGUUCCGCCAUUUGAAAAGAUCCCCUGACUUAUCCUGUGGCAUAGCGACCUCAUGACAAUCUUCAUCCACGAACUACCUCACAGCACAGCAGAGUGACGGAUCUGAAGCAGGCAGCUCAGGGACCCACGGAGGAGAGUGGUCCAUCUCAAAGGUAAAUAAACCAGUUUGUGAAAUACACAAUAAGUCCACAAGUUUCAGUUCAACCCACUUCACGAUGUUCCCCGCUGUGUUGGUUUCGGUCACGCCGAGUUCAUGGUGAAGCACCAUGUAAUAUGCAAGCUAAAGUUAGAGUUAGCCACCUGCUAUUAGCCGUGCUACACCUUUAGCCGUGCUAGUAACGGUAGAAUAAACAACAGUACACAUGACGUGAUCGAGCUACUUCUUUUACUUGCAAAGUUCGAAAUGCCUUUUUGGUCCGAGUUAAAUACGUGGAAUAUUACUGAGAUCAUCAGUUGGUCUUCCUGUUGGCGUGAAGAGCAGUAGCCUACAGUAUAUUGAGUUUAGGUGAGUUAGCUUUAUUUUUAUAUAUUUAUAUAGGCUAUUUAUUUUAGAGGAUGACGAGUGUGUGAGUUUGACAAGAAGGAGGUUGACAAAAUAAUUAGAUUCACACCCGUUAAAGUCUAAAUAAUAAGCUGAAAAUAAUUAGUUUAUCGUCUUUAUUACAGUUAAAAUAAAUCACCAGGGGUGUAGUGUAAGUCAUAUUAUGUAAACACAACUAAGAAAAAUGCUUAAUGUAGGCUAUGAGUUUGAAAAUGGCUCAUAUAUAACUAGACAGAUUCUUUUAAACAAUGCAUAUUUAAUGUAUACUUGCUGCUCUCUCACUUUUUUCUUUUUGUUGUUGUUUUUACAGAUGUCAAAAGAAAGCAAGUGUAGCAAGUUGUGGGACCACUUCACCUUGAGCAAAAGAGUUGGAAGUUAACUUAACUGUUUGCACUUUACACAAAAUACCUCAUUCUUUUCAGUUGUUUAGCAAAGUGUUUGAAAGGCUCGAAAGCAGCCAUUUAUAAAAAAAAAGUGUUGCCUGGCAUGAUGCCCAUUGAAGCACUGCUGCCACACCUUGCACUGGCUGCUUGUAGGGAGUAAUGAGAGGGAGUGGGUACUGGAGGCGCAGAUACCCACUGUCUGCUAGGAUGAAGUGCCCUGGAGGAGGGUACAUCGCCCAUCUGUACAUUGGGCUGUGUCAGAGUACUCUGGCGUAAUGCACAGACCCCAGGCCAGCCCACAUACGUGUCAAUGAAGUGGCCAUGAUGGCCACAAACUGCUUGCAUUAGCACAGAUUCAAAAAUUUUUUUUGUUUAGAUAGUGGCCAUCAGGGCCACUUGGGGGGCUUAAUUUGCACAUGGCACAUUUUGAUUGCGCUGGCACCUUUGUGAAAAGCUCGGUGCUUUGCCAGCCCUGCAAACCCCUGAGGUACGGCCACUAGAUCAUCGUCAGAGCUGGUGGGGUAGAUGAUCCUGUAGGGAAGGGCCACUACCUCCUCUGUAACUUGGUGGAUGAUGCGGUGGACAGUAGAGCAGGGCAUCCCAAACACCCUUGAGACCACCCUGUAUGAUACCCUACUGGCCAGCCAGAAAAGGAACACCAGAGUCUCUAAUUGUGGUGCCCCAUCCAUGCCUCUGCUCCUGAUGAAGAAGGUCCAGCAGCAGUGCCAGGGACUCUCUGCCCAACCUGAACUUCUCCCUGGUGUCAGUGCUGGAAAAAAAAAUGUUGGAGGACCCCUGUGUUGACCCUGCAGUACAAAAGUCUGGUCUGUGUUGGGAACAGAGCAGGAGAACAAGUAACACGUUUGUUACUGGAGGGCAACAUCAUGCCAUAAAGGGUUAUGGUUUGUUUAUACACAGAUUGGCUGAAGUCCUGCAAAUGUAUGUGCUCUUCUUGUUAGUCAUUAUUUAGUUUGCUAUUCUCAGCCUGAUUCUCACGUAAACCGCUGAUAAAUGACCUGAACUGCACUUGUAAGCACACCUGGACUUUGUAAACUCCUACAUGUUCAAACUUUUUAACUUUGAACUGUCCUGAAAAAAGAAUCAAUAACAUUUUUAUUACCUGAACAUGAACAAACAGGUUGGCAGAGAUAAGAUGAGUCAAGAAGGUAGAAAGGAAUUAAAACAAUUAACUUUAUUAAGUAUGGAUCAAAGAUUGUAAAGUUGCUCAUAUUGAAAAAAAGCAACAUUUCAAUAAAUGCAGUAAAUGAUCUGCAACAGUCUGAACAGUUGUCAGUUAUCUGCAGUAAACCUUUAACAAAACAACUUCAGAUACAAAUUUCUUUUUCAGCAGCUUUCUGGUUUUUCAUUCUUUGCAGCAUGUUUUUUCAUCAAGAUAGGAUAAGAUUGAGACUCAACUUGUAAGAUCAGACCUACUCUGAUCCAUCUUUAACUACGAUGAGUGAAGCACCUUGCAGCAUGUAGCAAGAAAAACUUCUUUUUAACAGGCAGAAACCUUGAGCAGAACCAGACACCUGCUGAGACAGUGCCGGCAAUAUGGGGAGAUAAAGAAAGAAAGAGAUUGGUACAGUCUUAAGAUCAACAACAAAAACAGUUAAUUCACUCAACAACUAGUUAAUUCACAUAGUGCAAAACAGAUAUCAGGUUUCUUUUACAUGGUUUGGAUCUACUCCUGCAGAUUUGUGUGCUCUCCUUGUUUGUCAUUACUGAGUUUGUUGUACCUGACUGGAUUUUUCUGCUCACUGCUGAUAAAUGAUAUUUACUUUUUUAUCAUGACUCUUGAACCCUGAAAACUCGACCAUGUUUUAACCUUUUGACACUACCUGCCACCCACACUGUCCUUGAAAAGUUUAAGCAAGAACUUUUGUAAUCUGCACCUGUCCAAACAGGUUUUCCAAAGAUAAUUUACAUCACUGACAAUUUUACCAACAUUGGUUUCUGAAUAUUUUAUUAAACAUAAUGUAAUAAAGCACUACUUGUACUGCAAAGUCGCACAAACUGAAGGUCCAUUUCCAAAAUAAAUACACACCUGCUCAUAAAAGCUCACAACACAAGAAUAAAACAAGGAGACAAUAAAGCAAGACAUACCAAUAAAAGGCAACAUGGCUUUAAACACGGUAGUAAGUUUCUUCUAUAUAUACACUCACCGGCCACUUUAUUAGGUACACCAUGCUAGUAACGGGUUGGACCCCCUUUUGCCUUCAGAACUGCCUCAAUUCUUCGUGGCAUAGAUUCAACAAGGUGCUGGAAGCAUUCCUCAGAGAGCUUGGUCCAUAUUGACAUGAUGGCAUCACACAGUUGCCGCAGAUUUGUCGGCUGCACAUCCAUGAUGCGAAUCUCCCGUUCCACCACAUCCCAAAGAUGCUCUAUUGGAUUGAGAUCUGGUGACUGUGGAGGCCAUUUGAGUACAGUGAACUCAUUGUCAUGUUCAAGAAACCAGUCUGAGAUGAUUCCAGCUUUAUGACAUGGCGCAUUAUCCUGCUGAAAGUAGCCAUCAGAAGUCGGGUACAUUGUGGUCAUAAAGGGAUGGACAUGGUCAGCAACAAUACUCAGGUAGGCUGUGGCAUUGCAACGAUGCUCAAUUGGUACCAAGGGGCCCAAAGAGUGCCAAGAAAAUAUUCCCCACACCAUGACACCACCACCACCAGCCUGAACCGUUGAUACAAGGCAGGAUGGAUCCAUGCUUUCAUGUUGUUGACGCCAAAUUCUGACCCUACCAUCCGAAUGUCGCAGCAGAAAUCGAGACUCAUCAGACCAGGCAACGUUUUUCCAAUCUUCUAUUGUCCAAUUUCGAUGAGCUUGUGCAAAUUGUAGCCUCAGUUUCCUGUUCUUAGCUGAAAGGAGUGGCACCUGGUGUAGUCUUCUGCUGCUGUAGCCCAUCUGCCUCAAAGUUCGACGUACUGUGCGUUCAGAGAUGCUCUUCUGCCUACCUUGGUUGUAACAGGUGGUUAUUUGAGUCACUGUUGCCUUUCUAUCAGCUCGAACCAGUCUGGCCAUUCUCCUCUGACCUCUGGCAUCAACAAGGCAUUUCCGCCCACAGAACUGCCGCUCACUGGAUAUUUUUUCUUUUUCGGACCAUUCUCUGUAAACCCUAGAGAUGGUUGUGCGUGAAAAUCCCAGUAGAUCAGCAGUUUCUGAAAUACUCAGACCAGCCCUUCUGGCACCAACAACCAUGCCACGUUCAAAGUCACUCAAAUCACCUUUGUUCCCCAUACUGAUGCUCGGUUUGAACUGCAGGAGAUUGUCUUGACCAUGUCUACAUGCCUAAAUGCACUAAGUUGCCGCCAUGUGAUUGGCUGAUUAGAAAUUAAGUGUUAACGAGCAGUUGGACAGGUGUACCUAAUAAAGUGGCCGGUGAGUGUAUAUAUAUACAAUAACAACAAGCAGAAUGUUAUUUGAGUGAUUUUGAUGCGAGUCAGAGCUUUGUUGGGUCACUCUCUGAUGUGAACCUGUGGGACUCUGUCCUCUCUGACAGUACAAUUCAAAACGUGUAUUCUCGGCAGGGAGAUCUGAAGGCAAAUGAUGUUGACUGGCAAAGUAUACCGCUUGAAGUUCAUGGAAAUGCUCAUGUCAUUAAAAUGGAGGUGUAGUCAUGAUGCAAAAACAUGAAAGGCAAGAACAAUGGAGGCAAGAAGGUCAGGAUAAGCUCUGCAAUCAAGACCUGGCUCUUUUGGCUCCUAAAAAACUUUUGAUCAUACCAGGAGGAGGAUUUUAUUACUGUACUCCUCCAGCUUACAAAGUAUAUGACCUGUCAGUAGUUGCUCUCCACCAUUCUUUUACAGAGUCACCUUAAACAGACAGAUAACAAAAGCAGACCAGACAGCGAGGAAGCAAAAAACUGUGAAAUUAAUAUACAAAAAAAUCAAGUGGUUCUCUUUCUGAUGUUGUGGUUUGCUAGUUUGAUUAGACAUUCCAUAGCUGAUCAAGCUAUAUUUGGAGAUGAAGAGAGCUUAGACUUAUUGUGAAAGUAGCUGCUGAAUUUUGCACUUUGGAUGCAUUUUUUUAUUUCUGAUUCAUACCUGUGAAAAGAUAAUUACAGUGAAAUUAAUUGUGAGGAAAUAAAACCACAAAUAAUUGUUUGUCAUUAACGUUAGCACAGAUCUCAACGAUAUUUCUUAGAUGGCAAAAGCAUAAUUGGAUAACUGUUUCUGUAUGUGUCUGAAAGGUGAGGCGACUGUCAAAAGUAACUCUAAGGUUUCUUACAUUUUGUUUUACGUGAAGUGAGAGAUAACCAAGGCAGGACUUAACAUCGGGGUGCAAGUUCUCUGAGCUAAUACUGAAUAUUUCAGUUUUGUUCGGCUUGAUUUUAAGAAAUUUGCUGCCAUUCAGUUUUUAAUACCAGCAAAAAGUGUGUGAGGUGAGAGGCGUUUCAGUGUUGCUUGCAUCUCCAGGUAGAUACAGCUGAUUUUCAUCAGCAUAGCAGUGAAAUGAAAUAUUUUGUUUUAUUUAACCAAGCAGCAGCAUGAAGACAGAAAACAUAAUCUGUCCCUAAACCGAUCCCUGAGGUACUCCAAAAUUCACGUCACAUUAAGUGGAAAUGUGCUCUCAAAUUGACAUGUGAAGUUUUUUAACUUGUGUCUAAUACUGCACCUUAAUCCAACAGCACAAGGUCAGAGCACACAAUAGUAUCUGCUUAUUCAUAAGUAGAUCACAAGUAUCAAAAAUAAGCAAAGACUCAGUUCUAUGUUCCUGUCUAAAACCAGACUGGAGCUUGAAAUGUGCUCAUUAGCUGGAACAAGACAGGAAUACUUGAUAAUGGAAUUUGACUUCCACAGUGUUAAUGUUGAGUGGGCGAGAUAAUUGGCUGGAUUUCCACUUGGGUUAGAUUCACCUGAUUGUUGUUCAAUGGAAAAUCACCACUGAUGUCCCAUUUAGGAUGACUCAGUAUUUCCACAUAGUGAUAUUAAGCCAAGAAUCAUGUAAUGAUAAGAUGUAUUUACUUGUUGAUGACCAUGUUUGUCUAUCAGUGAGCAAUUAUGGGGAGGAGAUCGAGAAAUCACAAUAUAAAAAUCCUACCUGCUCAGAUGGUCUACAGUCAUUUUGUGGCAGCCCAGUGAGUAUGAAUCUUCUUAAACUUCUCAAUCUUUAUACAGACUAAUGAAGUACAGUCAUUGAGCAUUUGAGUGACUUUGCUAAUCAUCCUGCAGAUUUGUACAAGAUGAAGUUUUCAGGUGUCCUGUUCGUCAUCGCAGUCUCUGUGGCAUUGGCCAGUAAGUUUAUUAUUUUCCUUUGAGUCUUAAACAUGCACAGUUUGAUUUAAUGUUGAUCUAAUAAUUAGGGUUCAAGAGUUUAGUUGCUUUAAAAUGUGAUAAUUGAAUUCAGAGGUGAUGAUGAGGAAAGUCACAGCACACACUCUUAUCACAGAUUAGUCAUUUUUUCGGUCAAUCGGAAAAGUGAACUUCAUGUCAUUUUGGUUCAUGCUUUUUGUGUUUUGGUCAGACUAAAUGUUCAAUAAAGCAAAUUUCAGAACCACUGUAACAUUUUCUGUUUACAGAGGGUACUACCAUGAAGACCUUGGUGUUCCCAGAGGAGAGUGACGACAGCUAUGCUGUGGUUGGCCCUCAGACAACUCUGAACCUGGGAGCUUUCACUCUGUGCAUGAGGGUAGCCACAGAGCUCAGAGGUCGUCGUGAGUUCUCCCUCUUUUCAUUCCGGAGCGUGGACCAUGAUGAGAUGGGUGUGUGGCGUGAGAAGGAUGGCAGGUAGACAUGUACUACUACAAAGUCUUCCAGCUAACACAGACUAAAAACAACCAUGACAGACUACUAUUGCUAUUAAUGCUUAUUACACUAUUCGGUACUGCAGGAAUAUUACCAUAUACAGGACAAAUACAAGACAACCCUGAUGUUUAUAUCAGAAAGGGCUUUUUUGAAGGCAAAAUUUAGUGUUUGUGCAGAAAGCUAUGUACAUAUAAUAUGACAGCUUCAUCUUGUUUACUUUUCUUCCUCUUCUGCUGAGGUUUUGUUUACUUACGGCUUCCUUCAAUGUGUUUAUAUUGUUCAACUAGGGCAGUCUGGUUCAGGUCAUGGUGUAUAUAUGUAGGCAUCAUUGAAAUAUGUUAGUCCAUUAUAACAAAAAUUUGACCUCCUGGUUUAUAAAAGUCCAGUUUUGAAGUCAAAUUAAGUGAAAAAUUGAUUCACCUAUUAAUAUAUUCCAGUUAGACAUACAGGCUUUAGUUAAAAAAAUGAAAAUUAAAAAAGGUAUAGCGUUUUUUUUCACUUAGUGGGCUUAUCAAAGAAUAAGAAGUUUUUACAUGUUCAGUUUUGUAAAUGUAUAGGAUUCAGAGAUUAAAUCCUUAGUAGAUAUGUUUAAUAAUAGUGAUCUUAAUAUUCAAAAUAGCUGUGAUUAUAAUUUUUGCCAUUAGCAGUACCAGUACCAACCUCUUUUUUAAAAGUGACAACAGAGACAUUUGGUUCAGAAGAGCCCUCAUGAUUAAAUAAUUAUAACAUUUUAAGUAACAUUGAAUAGUAAAACCUAUUAAUCUGUAAAUCCUUUAUAUACAGUGGUCAAUUUUCUUCAUCUUCUGUAUUUUUUGUAUCAGUUAACACUAUGAUGUUCUGUUAUACAAGCAUGAAUAAUAUAUAUUCUUAUGUUUUUGUCUAGUUUGUCCCUCUACCUGCAGAGCAGUUCAGAUCACAUACGUUUCGAACUCCCUGAGCUAAACUCCAUGAUGAGCCACCUGUGUGUGACAUGGGAAUCCCUCACUGGUGCAACAACCUUCUUCGUGGAUGGGAAGAAAAGUUUGACCAAAAUCUACAGGAGGGCUUUCACUGUGCAAGCCGAAGGAAAGGUCCUCCUUGGACAAGACGCAGACAGUUAUUUGGCUGAUUUUGAAGCGAGACAGAGCUUUGUUGGGUCACUCUCUGAUGUGAACCUGUGGGACUCUGUCCUCUCUGACAGCGCAAUUCAAAACGUGUAUUCUCGGGAGGGAGACUUGAAGGCAAAUAUUAUUGACUGGGAAACUGCACAGCUUGUACUUCACGGGAGUGUUCAUGUCGUAAACGUGGAGGUGUAGUCAUGAUGCAAAAACAUGACAGGCAAGAAGGGCAAGAUAAGCUCUGUAAUAUAUAGUCAGCCAAAAUAACAUCUGUAUAACAUCCAUGUGUGAAUCACUAAUGAUGGUUGACCAGCGCACAAUGUCUUUCUUGACACUUCAAUAAACAUUUUUGCCGGCAAG